GUCCCAACUAUAUAGGCGAAAGCUGUCAGGGAAAUGUAAUGGUUUAGCUAGUCACUCACGGUGAUUACCACAGGCCACGGCCCCCAACUAUAGACAGCUCUUAGAUAUUUAUGUUGAAUAUAAUUACUACUACAUUAAAAUGAUGUCAUUAAACCCUGCGAGCACUGAUAUUGUGUAAGGACGUAAGUGCGAUUAAAUAUAUAUGGAUAGCCUUGAAACCCGGCCAUUUUUUUUGUGAGUUACCUCGCAGUAAGGCCGCGUAGAAGAGUCUGGUCGUUUCUAUCGCUGUCAUACUCUAAAUGGCUGCAAAGAAGUCUGCAUCAGACAUUCACAAUAAUGGGCCCAUCAGUUACCUGGAAGAUGUUCCUUUUAAGAUUAAUGACAAGUUCAAGUGUCCUGCCAAAGUUGGGUUUCCUAUUGGAUUUUGUCUUCCAGACUGGACCCCACUGCUCUCGGAUAUACAAUACGACUUCUCACUGGAGCGGCGAAGCGUGCAGUGGGGCGCGGACCUGGCCCUGGCGAGGAGCGCCCAGCACAAAGCACAGCAGUGCGCUGAGGCCGACGACGGCAAGGCGGGAGAAGAGGCUCAGGACGUGGAGAGCGGGGGCCCCGGGGACAGGAAUCGGCCCGGCCCUCCAGAAGGGCUGGAGCCACGCCCACCACCACCACCUGCGCUGAACCCGGUGCUGGCCGGUCUGAGCCACAAUGCCAUCCUGACUCCACUGCCUGCUCCCAGCCGGAACCCUGCCCGGCCCCCCAGCCCCACGCCCCCACCUCCCCACAGCCUCAAUCUGGCCGACUUUGAGCGCGAGGAAGACCCCUUCGACAAGCUAGAGCUCAAGACUCUGGACGACAAGGAGGAGCUACGCAGCAUCUUGCAGCAACAGUCGGCGUCCCCCCCGGAUCCCCCUGAACCACCCCAGGCUAAGUCCCACCUCGUGCACAAGCCUGAUGGGCUGGUUGGCCUCCUGGAGCUGGAUCGGGACACAGAGCGGCCCUGUAACAUCCGCUCCCUCACUUUCCCUAAGCUGAGCGAUCCCGAGAACACAGCCAGUACGCGCAAGGGGCUCCCUAAUGGCACCCCGCUGACCCUGCUGCACAGGGGUCCACAGAAAGACAUGCCCCCCAGUCACAUGCACAAUGGUGCAACCAAACAGGUUGAACCCCAGACAGCCCCAGCACCGGCCCCCACCCCCCCAGCCCUCCCAUGUGUCACCGAGCCACCCAGUGGCAAAGUGACCCCGUGUGGCUUGCUGCUCAGCCUGUCUCCCAGCGAGCGUGCCUGUGUGGAGACCUUGGUGGGCAUGGGCUAUUCCUACGAGGGUGUGCUGAAGGCCAUGCAGAGGCAGGGUCAGAAUGUGGAGCAGGUCCUGGACUACCUGUUCAUCCAUGGGCGUCUAUGUGAGCGGGGCUUUGACUCCAGCACGGUGGAGGAAUGCCUGGAGAUGUACCAGUGUUCGGAGGAGAAGGCUUUAGAGUUCCUGCAGCUGAUGACUCGCUUUGGGGAAAUGGGCUUUGAAAGGGACACCAUUAAGGAGGUGCUGCUGGUUCAUAACAACGACCAGGACAAGGCGCUGGAGGACCUCAUGGCUCGGGCAGCCGCCAGCUGAGGUUUCAUGGCACCAUCUCUCUCUUGGCCAGCCCCCCCGUCUCCUCCUCUAUUCCAGAGUUGGUGCUCAUUUGGGGCUGAACCUAGAACAGAAGACUAUUUGCCUAACCCUCCUCCCCCCACCCCAUUUUGUAGUGUUAUGGUGAGGCUACGCAACAGCGCUGGGUGUAAAUCCAGAGAGGAAGCCCCAUAACGACGUAGCGCUACGAGGGUAAGCGAGACUCCCGGCUGCGAAGCUGCCACUGCCUCCCGCCGCAGGCCCAGGCCGGGUUCCUCUGGCUGCCAGAAAACCAAACACCCGAGUGAAUGAGAGUGUGGAACACAGAGCUCAAAGUGCCCUUUCUUCCUCUGGUGUUUCACUGUCUGCUUAAAUACUCGUCUGUUUGUCAGAGAGGGCAAACACUAUUUUCUUUUCGAUUCCCUUUUGUUUAUAUUUUAGGAACUUUAUUAACAAUUAAUAAAAAUAAAAAAAACUACUGCGCACCUGGCUUUUGCUCUGGAAGGGACUGCAGACAGCACAGAAAGACCAUGUGACAGGAAAUGCAGAACUACACGUGGUACAUCAAAUAGUUGCACGAUCAGGAUGGUUCAAACAUUUGCUAAGGACACAAAACGCGCAAAUAUUUAUAAAUAUAUAUAGCUUGAUUUAUUUAAGUAUGAUAAUGCAUACUUUCAGACAGUUUCAAUAAAUAUUAAUGCUCAGAAAUGCUCAUUGGUAAAAUAUUCAAGUGGCGUCUUUAAAAUGUUAGUGUGAGAUUUGGAGAAAAGUGAACCAUUUAUUACGAUUCUGUUAUGCAACCAGCCUAAGGUGCAAUAGAGAGUAUGACUGAGUGAAGAGGCUUUAUGAUGUUGAUGGGGUGGUGCCUUUGGUAAAUUCAUCAUCUGCUGCUCUCUACUAAUCUGUUUCAAUAGCUUAACCUGUGGUAGAGGGCUUUCUGAGAAAUGACAAUGGUGGGUGUAUAAUGCCCCCUACUGGUGUGCGGAUAGACUGCUGUCGAAUAUGCCCACCAGGGCAUAAAAGAAAAGAAACUGGAGCUAAAUAUUUCUGUGGAUUUACCUUUACUUUCUGUUUCCCUGUGAUGGAAGUGUGGAAGUCUGCCUCUUUCAUUGGCCAAUUAUAGCAACAUUAACAUUUCUUUCCCUCCUAAAUACCUUAGUUUUAAAAUGAUCUCAUUGAAGGACAUCUUGAUCCUCUGGUUUGUUCUGAUGGUAAACAAUGUGUGAAUUUCAUUCACAUUUGGAAUUUUUAAUCAGUAAAACCACUGAAUAUGAAAAGUUAAUAUAUUUACUAUUUUCUUGUCAUCUACAGUUUGCUUUCUAAGGAUCUUUUAUGGUUUAUUUCAUGCAGAUUUCCUACAAUGGAGCUGUUUCUUGAACUGUGAAAUGAUGUUCCACAAAAAUUUGACACUGUUCUGUCAAUACCUUUAUUUAAAAGUUUAGUAACUUUUUUUAUGGUUUCCAAAAAUUGGAUAUAGCAAGUGACUCAUAAUUAGCAAAUAUGACCUCAGUCACAAUAUUAAAUACUGAAAGGGCUUACAUGUUCAUAGUUUCUGCUUGCUUACUCUAGAAAUUGGAAGUGGGAACAAACAGCACAAGAAUCUGAACUAAAGAUUUACCAAUGCAGCAUGCGUUUCACAUAAUAUACGUAGGGCCUACGCUCUGGUUCAUUCUAGAGCCCUGAUUCUCAAAAAUGCUGUAAAUUUAGAGAAAAGGCAUUUUCUUGUAUUGUAUUUGAUUGCAAUUUGGCCAAAAGGUGCAGCAUUGAAAUUGUGUCCAACUGAGGACCAUCCUUUGAAUUCUUUUAGGUAUGAUUUGUCCCUCUGCACACUAAACUGUUGAGGCCCUUAUAGUUUGGCUCAUUGAACUUUCCAGAGGUACAAGCAAGACCAGCCUUACAGCCAUAAAAUCAUUUAAAAAAACUGAGCAGUCAUUGCUGUUACUGAAAGAAAUUAAAAGCAGUGUUGCCAUCAAGGUGUGUUUAUACAAUAAAACUGUUCUACAAUG
Molecule: messenger RNA, 3613 nt
Organism: Paramormyrops kingsleyae
Lineage: Eukaryota; Metazoa; Chordata; Actinopteri; Osteoglossiformes; Mormyridae
Gene: ubap1
Product: ubiquitin associated protein 1
Biological process (GO): ubiquitin-dependent protein catabolic process via the multivesicular body sorting pathway
Cellular component (GO): ESCRT I complex
Molecular function (GO): ubiquitin binding
Source: RefSeq, a predicted model, not a curated record